GCGGUCGCCUGGCGCCUAGGCGAACAGGGCCGAGAGGGGCGCGGAAACUCGCGCGGAAUGCCCAUCCGUCCCGGGAGCCAAGAGGAAGCUCCCCGCUGGAGCUCCUUUGGAUUUUCCGCCCCAGGCAGAGAAAUGCUGCGGGCGACCUUCUUUAUUACGCAACUGGGAUUUUUCAGUAGAAAGAAAACAAAGCCAGUGUCUUCUCACUUGAAAACUGCAUUUGGAGGGUUGAGGGAAGGUGGGAGAGUUGCCGCAUUCAGAAAAUGAAGCAAAAACCUCAGAGAACUGUGUACACAAAGACAGCAAUGCUAUAAAGAAGCUGUUUAACAAGGACCCUUUGCAUCAGUAAAUAUCCAGCCAGACCACAAAGCCUUCUACUACAUUUCACUGCAGUCGGGGCCACCGUCUCUCUGGGCAGACAUGACACUCCAAGCUGUGCUAGAGACUGUAGAAAACGGGAAGCAAGAUACUGUCCUCAAGGUGCUACAGAUCUACAACCAGGAGAAUUCUCACUGUUUCACCUUUGAUGAUGAGGAACAGGAAGAAAGAAAGAAACUGGCCAUGCUUCUGAUCAAGUUCUUGGAGAGAGUUCUCCAGCCAUCUUGUCAAGUGACAUGCUUGGAAAGCAUACGAAUUCUGUCCCGGGAUAAAAAAUGCCUUGGCCCUUUCACCACCAUGGAAAGCUUGAAGACGCUAGCCAGGCAUGCUGGGAUUGUUUACAGGGAAGAGCAAAUCCUGGAGGUUCCCGAUCUGGAUGUAAUUCUGGAGGCCCUUAAGUGCCUCUGCAAUAUUGUCUUCAGUAGUCCCCGGGCUCAGGAACUGAUGGCUGAAGCUCGGUUUGUGGUGGGCCUUACAGAUCGCAUCAAACUCUAUAAUGAGAGAAACUUCCCCCAUGAUAUAAAAUUCUUUGACUUGCGCCUUCUCUUUUUAUUGACGGCACUAAGGGUGGAUAUUCGGCAGCAGGUUGCACAGGAACUUCGAGGUAUUGGUUUAAUGACGGAUACUCUGGAACUUACACUGGGAGUGAAGUGGAUUGACCCUCAUGAGGUAGCUGCUGAAGGGAAUCCUCCCCUGCCAUUACCUCGGCAGGAGACAGAGCGUGCCAUGGAAAUCCUAAAGGUCCUCUUCAAUAUCACUUUUGACACCAACCAAAGGGAGGUGGAUGAGGAAGAUGCUUCUCUGUACCGACGUCUGGGUGCCCUUCUCCGUCACUGCCUGAUGAUUUCAGCAGAUGGUGAUGAUCGGACAGAAGAAUUUCACAGCCAUACAAUCAACCUUUUGGGCAAUCUGCCUCUCAAGUGUUUAGAUGUCUUGCUGACUCCAAAGGUCCACCCAGGCUCUCUUGAAUACAUGGGAGUCAACAUGGAUGCUGUCAGUGUUCUCCUGAGUUUCCUUGAUCGACGUCUUGAUAGGGGUCACAAACUCAAAGAGAGUCUUACCCCAGUGCUGAACUUGCUGACUGAAAGUGCCCGGGUCCAUCGACAGACGAGGAAAUUCCUUAAAUUAAAGGUGCUUCCUCCAUUACGGGAUGUGAAGAAUAGACCAGAGGUGGGGAACCUGCUGAGAAAUAAACUUGUACGCCUCAUGACUCACAUUGACACGGGUGUGAAACACUGUGCUGCUGAGUUCCUGUUUGUACUCUGCAAGGAAAGUGUGUCACGGUUUGUGAAGUACACGGGAUAUGGAAAUGCUGCUGGUCUUCUGGCAGCACGAGGCCUCAUGGCUGGAGGACAGACAGAAGGAGAAUACUCUGAGGAUGAAGACACCGAUACAGAGGAAUACAAGGAAGCAAAACCCAACAUUAAUCCUAUAACUGGGCGUGUGGAGGAAAAGCUUCCCAAUCCAAUGGAGGGGAUGACAGAUGAACAGAAGGAGGUUGAAGCAAUGAAACUGGUGAACAUGUUUGACAAACUCUCCAGACAGCAGAUCAUCAGACCUAUGGGUCUGGGUCCUGAUGGCAAUUUAACCUCUCUCAAUUUAACCUCCCUGAAUGAAGCUGUUCAUCAAAUAGCUGAGGAGAGAUUAUCUUCGGACUCUGAUUUGGAAUUAGACUGAGUCAUCCUAUUUCUCACAAGCCUAUGGACCUGCGACUCUCUCUUUAUAUCAGGAUUGAUCUUCUGAUACGAAAACCUGGACAAGGACUUUCUGGGACUUGGAUUCCUCCACCCAGAUUCAUCUAAGUUCUGCUUCUUCUGCAGCCCUACAGCACUUCUCUUGACAGCUUUUCACAGCUUUGUUCUUUCUGACUGUCUUUUCCCCUCAGUGUUUCUAAGAGUCUCACCCUCUGAUGUAUCCCAAAGACUUUCCAGCAGAUUGGCAAGGAGGCAAGAGAGGGCAGUUUCAAGUGGGUUAACAGCACAUGAAACGCUAAGAGUACAUGCAUGUAGUCAAUUGUUUGGAAAGAAAAAGGUGUAUGAAUUAGGGAAAUAUGUUAAUCCCUGUGCCAAGCACAACAUUUAAAAACCGUGUGUCGUGGUUGGUACACUUGGGAACUGUAGGCAAAUAUGAAAGCGUAUGCAUAGUAGUAGUGUCUAGGAGUAUAUUAUAAAAAUGUGUGAACAAAGUAAGCCUGCAUUUUUUAUAAAUAUAGUGUGUGACAAUCAAAUGUAGUUUCAUACCAUUCCUUUUAGAGUACCUUAUGGAUGGUUGGAAAUCUGCAAGAAAGAGCCAUUGUUGAAAGUGUGAAUGUGUGCAUGUGUUGUGUGUUUGUGUGUGCAUAUGUGUGUGUGCAAGGAAGUAUUUUUAUUUAAAAUACAGGAAUAUAUGGGAAAUGCAGAGAUCUGUUUUGUUCACAGUGAAGCAUAUGUAGAUACAGUAUUUGCAGUAGAAAGGCUCUGAUCUUUCAUUCUGAUGCUGCAUUUGUGUCCCUCUUCCUACAUGUUAUCUGAAGUAACAUCAGUCUUUGCACUGUUGAGACAAAAGACUGCUUUAUUUCCAUAAGUUAGUACUACAAGUUGGGCGGGGAGAAAUAUGACAAUAAAUAAAUAAAAUUAUCUGCUUAAGUUUCUGUAUUUCCAUAGCAUUUUGCAUUCACAGGUUACUUUCAGCCUUUACCUGAAUUUAAACUUCCCUGUUUAGAAAGGAAUUCCAUUUCCCAGCUUGUUUUUGUUUUACCAACAAUUUCAAAACUUAGCACCAAUGUAAAUUAAAAUUUUUCACUAGAAUAAACGAACCCUUCCAAUACUAAA
Candoia aspera is the source of this 3188-nucleotide messenger RNA. It is a transcript of the gene RIC8A, whose product is annotated as RIC8 guanine nucleotide exchange factor A. Gene Ontology annotation, cellular component: cytoplasm; plasma membrane. Gene Ontology annotation, biological process: G protein-coupled receptor signaling pathway. The coding region runs from base 421 to 2055 and encodes 544 amino acids. The record is from RefSeq and is a predicted model, not a curated record. NCBI's taxonomy places the organism in Eukaryota, Metazoa, Chordata, Lepidosauria, Squamata, Candoiidae. The transcript has 12 exons. Gene Ontology annotation, molecular function: guanyl-nucleotide exchange factor activity; G-protein alpha-subunit binding.